GAUUCCCUUAGUUUUACUGUCUUUCCCCCAACAUAGCGGGGCACUUAAUUGCCUUUCGUCGUCUUUUGUUAAUUAGUAUUCUGCACUCACUCUUUGAACACUUUUGCUCUUCAUGCGCCAUAAACUUCCAGUCUUCUUUCAAGUGAAAAUCUGUUGUGCUACAGUGUCAACUAUCGGUCGGAUAGUUGUUCUGUAAAACAGUCGCUCUUCACUCUCUGCUUUGCUUUAUAAGGGGAUAUCAGGAGCGCCGGGGUGAUGGAUGUUGGUUGGAGAGGAUUCUGCAUUUUUGUACUCACAACGCUUGUUUUUGAAGAAGUUACAGCACUCAUGAUCAGGAAUGAAGAGGUGAGGAAGUGUGUAGAAGCAAAUGAAGGUCAAGUCAGCAGCAGGUUAACCCUGCAAGAGUGCAGGGCAGAUUCAGCUCUGCAAGAGUGGCACUGGAACCCAAAGACACGCUCUCUCAGCAGCCCGCAGACAGGAGGGUGUAUAACUGCACCCCAGAUCCAGGAGCAUGAGAAUGUUUGGCUGCAAGCUUGCCGCUCUGAGGAGGAGGAUCGUGAAGGCCAGACCUGGAGCUGCUCUAAAAAGGGUCUCCUGACAUUACACAGCAAGGGUCUGCACCUGAGCGCACGUCACGAUUCCUCCAAGAUCUUCCUUUCCAAAGACCGUGGGAAAGGCAGCAAGUGGAGGACAAUGGCUAAUCAAACGGUAUGCGAGGAUACAGACAGCAAACAUCACGGCCAGAAUGUGUUGCAGCAGACAAUUUCAACUGGACCCCGAAUCCACACUCAAAUUCGAUAUUGGCAUUCUGGGAGUAUUGGCCAGACCUCACAAAUAAAGUCAACUGAAGCGUCACAGACUGCAGAGGCAUCGGCUGAACCUAAAAGUAGCGUAGAGCCUGGGGGACCUUCUGUUAAUGUUUUUACAACAGACUAUGGAACAGGCUGGAAAAUAGCAAUGUUGCUUCUAAGCAGUUUGGCCCUGUUACUUGGGCUUGUGAUCCUCACUGUUAACAUUUACCAGAACAGGAGGAAGAAGACUGUGGUGGUGCUGAAAUCCUACACUCCGACAGGAGAGGUCAGUCAGCCAGGGUCUCCGGUGCCUAGUGAGAGAGCCCCUCUAACCCGACACCCUAUGAAACCUGCUCAGUCCCCCUCCAUCCAGCGAGGUGAGAUCCUUGUUGAGUGGAAAGAUGGAACAGUCACGCCACUGUUUGAAACGUAUCUAACCGACUAAACAGCAUUAUGUUUAGAAGAAAUAAAUGCGAGAGUGGCCUGUGUAUCAUUCCUAAGAAAACUGACAGAACUGAAUUGGCUUUAUUAACUUAUUACAUGGAAUGCUUAAUUCUGAUUCUUGAUGCUUUUUUCUUGAUACUGACAGAUGUCCAGGGAAUCACUGCUAAUUGCAUGCUCAUACCCAAUUUCCAUGUAGUUAUUUAUUUGUUGUGGAUAAGUUAUUGCAAGAAAUUAUCACAACUUUAACACCAAGGGGCCAGUUGCAUAGCCUUGUGUUAAGACAAUGUCUUAACUUAUAAGACCCACUAGCAGUUAGUCAGGAGUCAAAUUAGACUAAUCUACAUUUUUAUGUAACUGACUAAGAAAAGGUAGUAAUGGUGAUAAAGCAAAAAAAAAAAAAAAAAAAAAAAAUGAUGACUAGCUUGUAAAACGUCUUUUUAUGCACGUCUUCUCACAUGAAAUAAUUCAAAAUCAAAUCAAUAUUUCAUGUCCCUUUUUUAAAAGAAAAAUUACGAUUCAUUUUGCUAUAAUGACUAUACGUUAUCCCUUUCUUAUCCAACAUCUUGAAAACAAUCACAUCUGUUGGGUGUACUGUGCUCUUGCUAGCAGAAUGCCAUCCUCUGUUGAAUUUUGAAAAACUGAGGUUGGGUUCUGAUCAAAGACAAAAGUCUGUACCUUGCCAAAAAGAUAUAAGGUAUACCUUCAGGUCAAAUACAGAUCAAACUUAAAAGGUAUUCUUUGUUAACAGUGAAUGGUUAUAUAAGAUGUAUUAUGUAUAUGUGCAUAUAAAAUAGGAAUGCUCUUCCUUAGAAAACAAUAAUAACAUUCAAAACAUCUUUCUAAAAUACUGAUUUGGCAUUGAAGAAAGCCUGAUUGUUUUUAUAUCAAGUGAUGUUUUUAGCUGUAAUGUGGAUUCUUUUGAAUUGCAUAAGCCUAACUGAAGAAAGUUGUUUUUGUGAUUAGGAAUUAAUGUAAAAUAUACGAAAACCAACAUUUGUAUUUAAUAUUAAUACAUAAUGUAAUAGUUACAUUUAACACUUCCAAUAAAGUACUGUUGACUGACA
This is a messenger RNA of Pimephales promelas (fathead minnow), 2299 nucleotides long. RefSeq lists its product as uncharacterized. The record is from RefSeq and is a predicted model, not a curated record. Lineage: Eukaryota; Metazoa; Chordata; Actinopteri; Cypriniformes; Leuciscidae.